AUGCACAGAUUCAACCUUAACACCAUUCUUGACUCCUUACAGCUUUCAGGUGGUCAACGAUUCGAUUGGACUAUGGAAGACGCGUAUCAGUUGGUUAGAAGAAAGGACAACAUCACUACUCUCGUUUCACUUGUCUUUCAUCAAAUCUGGAAAUUCUAUUGUAAAUCCUAUUUUGGCGGUACUCCUCUCCACGAUAACAACCUACUAUCUAAUGAAUCUAUCAUUAAUGAAUAUAUACAGCACUUAUCAGUAAUGAAAUUAAUUAUAAAUAACAGUAUCAUGGUUCUUGACUCUCUUAGUGAUGAGCACGAUCUGGUCGAUCUAGGUCAGACUGUCGACAUUCCCACGUACCGUUCGCCAAUUACCGGAAUCGCUAGACGUAUUGAUAGAGCUUAUGCUAAAAGCAGUCUAUUAAACAACUCCUUCAAGGUUGCUCCCAACGCUCUCUCAGAUCAUGCGAUACUUUCAUUUAACAUCCCUACUGGUAAUUCCUCUAAGCUUCCACCCACACCUUGGGGACUGGACAGAUACACUGCUAUGGAAACUGUAGUUAAUCCUAUUUCGAUUUGUGGUACUGAAUCAAACAACUAUUUUUAUCAUUUGGAAUUGUAUAUUGUCGUUGGUAUGAAUAUAAAUACAGAUUGA
Molecule: messenger RNA, 645 nt
Organism: Heterostelium album PN500
Lineage: Eukaryota; Evosea; Eumycetozoa; Acytosteliales; Acytosteliaceae
Exons: 3
Coding region: 1-645 (214 amino acids)
Source: RefSeq, a predicted model, not a curated record